AUGUUGGACCGCAUGGAACUCGAAGACCGCACCAUCAACUUCUUGUUCGAGGCAGCCACACAGUACAGCCUGCUUGCUCCAGCAGUUUCCAGAGCUUUGGCGAGAAGGAUGCGUGUGUUCGCUUCUGCUGCGAAAGUGAACCUCCAUGCCUCCAGUGUGGAGCAGCUCAUGUGCCCACGCUGUUCCCAGGUGUAUGUUCCAGGAUAUAAUUGCCAUGUAUCGGUGAAGCCGACGAAAAGGAAGCGGAAGGAUAGCAGGAUCACGAAAUCCAGGACUUCUAUUUCAACUCGGAAGUCUUCAUACUCGGAAACAGACAAGCAAGGAGAGGCAGUGCACCAGAAAUGCUCGCUGCCCACGUCUUCGCGAAGGAUGAGACAUGCUACAGGCUUCGAAGCAUCCACUCGCCAUCCGAAGAGGCCGCGGAUCUUGAGGAGGUGGCUUCACUACAUUUGCCGCUGGUGCAAAUGGCGGCGGUGCCUGCUCCUGCCUUGUCGGCCUCAGCGGCCGCAGGUGGCUGCACGACCAGCUGCAAAGACAUUGGCCGAGAAGAAACAGGCCGCAGUCAACGAAGAGGCCAGAAAUGCAGCAAAGGCUGCGAAGAGGCUUAAACAAGCCAAAGCGAAGGCCAAAAGUGCUGCGACAUGCUUACCUGCGGGGGCUGGAGAGGAUGCCAGUAUGAGAGCGGAUGGCUUGGCACCUGCGGUCGAAUCCUCGGGUUCUGCAGCAGGCGCACUGUCCUUGCCCACAGCCAUCAAGGAUCGGGAAGAAUCAGCGACGCCAAACGUGCUGACAGCGGAUCAGCCAAAGGCAUCGCCAGCGCAUCCUGAGGCUGUUGCAAAGCAAGAGCCGAAGGCCAAGCGCCGGCCGCGACAGGAUAAGAUGAGUCGGGCUCUUGCCCAAUUCGGGCAUGCAGCGUUUGACACCAGCUUCUGA
This is a messenger RNA of Symbiodinium sp. CCMP2456, 933 nucleotides long. The record is from the annotation of a GenBank genome assembly. Lineage: Eukaryota; Dinophyceae; Suessiales; Symbiodiniaceae.